Molecule: messenger RNA, 1171 nt
Organism: Lepisosteus oculatus (spotted gar)
Lineage: Eukaryota; Metazoa; Chordata; Actinopteri; Semionotiformes; Lepisosteidae
Gene: dhfr
Product: dihydrofolate reductase
Biological process (GO): dihydrofolate metabolic process; glycine biosynthetic process; folic acid metabolic process
Cellular component (GO): mitochondrion
Molecular function (GO): dihydrofolate reductase activity; NADP binding
Source: RefSeq, a predicted model, not a curated record
CUCUUCGUUUUCCUGGCGGGAAAGAGGGGAUAGACGGAGCCGCUCAGCUGGCUGGUGUGUGGGUGACUUUUGUAUCCUACGGAAGCAGACAUGCCUCGUCCCAUAAACUGCAUCGUCGCCGUUUGCCCAAAUAUGGGAAUCGGUCACAAUGGGAAUCUACCCUGGCAUCCAAAAAGACUCAGUAACGAGUUCAAGUAUUUCCAGAAGAUGACUAUGACUCCGACAUUAGAAGGGCAGCAGAAUGCAGUGAUCAUGGGAAGGAAGACCUGGUUCUCCAUUCCAGAGAGGAAUAGACCCCUCAAAAACAGAAUCAACAUUGUGCUCAGCAGGGAGCUUAAGAACCCACCAGAGGGGGCGCACUACCUAGCCAGCGACUUCAGCUCUGCGCUCCGCCUCCUGGACAGCGCCCCACAGACGGACCAGGUGGACCAAGUGUGGGUCAUCGGUGGAAGCUCCGUUUAUAAGGAGGCGAUGGAAGCCCCAGGCUGGUGUCGUCUCUUUGUGACUCAGAUCCUGCAGGACUUUGAGUGCGACACCUUCCUGCCUGAGAUUAAUUUAAACAAAUACAGGCUUCUGCCAGAGUUUCCAGGUGUGCCAUUGGAGGUUCAGGAGGAAAACGGGAUUCGUUAUAAAUUCGAAGUCUAUGAAAGCAUUCAGAACUGACUCGCAUUUCCACAUAACUCUGGCAUUGUCUCUUUUACACACUGAAGGCUUUUUGUUUUGUGCUGUGUGUUUUUUCUAAAAACACAAUAAAUUGAUUGAUUGAUAUCAACACUACUGACCAUUUAGAACGGUAACUUUUUUGGCCUUGGAAUUGAACACUGUUGUUAGUUUGGGGGCUGAAAAAGCAACAAACAAGCAACAUUAAACUGCCAGCAGUCGAGACUCUUGGGGAAAGUGUAUUUACAUGACUGCUCAAUGUAGCGGCCAGGGAAAACUGCUGUAAAUGUGACUGUAAAUGUCACUGUAGUUUCCACCCCCUUCAGCCCAGCGCCCUGUAGUUCAGUCCCUUUGCAGUACAUCAAUAUUUCAGUGUGCUAUUCAGAAAUGAAUUAGUUUGGUCUUAAUGUUGAUUUAAAAAUACUCAGUGAUGUUUCGCAACACAGUAGCUUAAUUUUGUGCAGGCACUGUUCAAUGUCAAUUAAAGUCAGUGAGAUACUGUUGUACAGCU